UUUUAACAAACCAGACACAAACGUUUUACUAAAACCACGGUUGUGACGGACUCGGAUCUGUGCAGGAAAAACUUCAUUUCCCAUGAAGCCCCGUUUCACUCCGCAGUGAUGUGGGGUGUGGUGGUUAAAUGACUGUGUCCAUGGUUGUGUGUGUGUUGCGUCCUGGAGGGAAAGAGGAUCCACAUCGGGGCAUCUGUGAGCGGAGGACGGGGAGAUGCGGAGCGCGGUCGGCGCCGGAUCCAUCGGACGUUUCACAAAGACGCGGCAUGAGUGAGAAUUGUCAUUUGGUAUUUCCGUCACCGGCGCGGUGGAUUUUUUUUACCGUGUGAAUCUGGACAUGUAACGGGACCGCAAUGGUGCGUCGAUCCAGCGCGUGAGAGCUGCUGAGCGUCUAUUACAGACAAUAAGAGAGUGGAAAUUGGCUUUGAGAAACACUGGCCUCUCAACAAAUGCACUGGUAAAGAUCCGAGACUGUGUCAUUAGGAGCCUUCGCUGUUUUCCUGCGUGAUAUGAUGAUGAAGCCCUACUGUAUUUAUUAUUUAUGAUUUGUGUAUCAGUGGUUACACAAUCCACAGACACAAGCUCCUAAAAGCCUCAUUGAGCGUUUCCAGUUUUUUCUCAUCCUGCCGUUUAAACAAUCGAGGAGCAGUCAUGUCUAAGAAUAAGAGCAGUGAGUCAGUGAAGGUGGUAGUUCGAUGCCGGCCCUUGAACCGGAGAGAGGAGUCGAGCGGGCCUGCAGGCAGCAUAGUGCAGAUGGACCUGCGGCUGGGACAGGUGAUCCUCAGAAACCCCCGGGCGCCGCUCAGCGAGCCCCAAAAGACAUUCACGUUCGACGCGGUUUACGACGCCAGCUCCAAGCAGCGCGACCUCUACGACGAGAGCGUGCGGCCGCUGAUCGAUUCGGUGCUCGCAGGGUUCAACGGGACCAUCUUUGCCUAUGGACAAACGGGAACUGGGAAGACGUACACCAUGCAGGGCGCGUGGCUGGACCCAGAGAAGCGCGGCGUCAUUCCCAACGCUUUCGACCACGUCUUCACGCACAUCUCCCGCUCCCAGUCCGAUAAACAGUACCUGGUGCGGGCGUCCUACCUCGAGAUCUACCGCGAGGAGAUCCGGGAUCUUCUGGAUCCCAAUCACGCCAACGCCAGGGCCCUGGAGCUCAGGGAGAGCCCGGAGACCGGGGUGUACGUUCGGGAUCUCACGUCGUGUGUUUGCAAGAGCAUCAAGGAGAUCGAGGAGGUGAUGAACAUGGGAAACCAAGCGAGGGCGGUGGGGGCGACGGACAUGAACGAGCACUCGUCCAGAUCCCACGCCCUGUUCCUGAUCACGGUGGAGUGCAGCCAGCCGGGGCCGGACGGAAGGAAGCACAUUCGCGUGGGCCGCCUCAACUUGGUGGAUCUGGCCGGCAGCGAGCGCCAGGCCAAGACGGGCAUCCAGGGGGAGCGCCUCAAGGAGGCCGCCAAGAUCAACCUGUCGCUGUCGGCGCUGGGGAACGUGAUCUCGGCGCUGGCGGACGGGCGCAGCGGCCACGUGCCCUACCGCGACUCCAAGCUCACCCGGCUGCUGCAGGACUCCUUGGGCGGCAACGCCAAGACGGUCAUGGUCGCCACGCUGGGCCCCGCCUCGCAGCACUACGAGGAGACGCUCACCACCCUGCGCUACGCCAACCGGGCCAAGAACAUCCAGAACCAGCCGCGGGUCAACGAGGACCCCAAAGACGCCCUGCUGCGCGAGUUCCAGAGGGAGAUCGCCCGCCUGAGGGCCCAGCUCAACCACAGGAAGUGGAGGAGCAAACAGAAGAAGGAGCAGGUGGACGGAGAGAGUUGGGACGAGGAGACGGAGGGGGAGGAGGAGGGGGCGGAGGUGGAGAAGGAGGCGGAGGAGUACGUGAAGCUGGAGGAGCAGCGGCUGGAGAGGGAGAAGGAGGCCAUCAAGGGGGACAGGUUCCUGCUGGCUGAGGAGAAGCAGCGGCUGCUCGGCGAGAAGGAGAGGAUGAUGGGAGAUCUGAGGAAGGAGCAGGAAGCCACCGAGCAGCUCACGGCCAAGUACAAGGCGAUGGAGAGCAAACUGCUGGUCGGUGGGAAGAACAUCAUGGAUCACACCAACGAGCAGCAGAAGAUGCUUGAGAUGAAGCGGCAGGAGAUCGCGGAGCAGACGCGUAGCGAGAGGGAGAUGCAGCAGCAGAUGCUGUCGCAGGAUGAGGAGACGCUGGAGCUGAGGGAGACCUUUACUUCUCUGCAGCAGGAGGUGGAGGCCAAGACCAAGAAGCUCAAGAAGCUCUACGCCAAGCUCCAGUGCAUCAAAGCCGAGAUCCAGGACGUGAACAACGAGCACGUGACGAGCCGACAGGAGCUGGAACAAACUCAGAACGAGCUCACCAGAGAGCUCAAGUUCAAGUAUUUGAUCAUAGAGAACUUCAUUCCCCCGGAGGAGAAGAAUAAGAUCAUGAACAGACUGACCUUUGACCCCGAGGAGGAUCAGUGGAAGUUUCAGCCUCUUGUUCCUGCUGAGAUCAAAUCAUCUCAGAUGAAGAAAAGGCCGACCUCUGCGGUGGGAUACAAACGGCCCAUCAGCCAGUACGCCAGGGUUGCCAUAGCGAUGGGAGCUCACUCCAGAUACAGGGCGGAGAACAUCAUGUUCCUCGAGCUGGACAUGACUCCUCCCAUGGCCACCUCGCUGGACCGCUCAGCGGAGCCGGAGCUCCACCAAAGCCCCUCCACGGACGACUCGCCCACCAAGGACAGAGGCGUCCACAAGUCCCGCUCCUGGUGCCAGAUGCCAAAAUCCGUCACUUCGUCUGCUUCCAACGUGUCCCUGACGUGUCCCGCCGCCACGGCGGCUCAGUGAGGCUCGGAUGAGGAGGGUUUAUAAUCUCAUCUUCCUCCCUCGCUCCUCUUCCUCGUUGCUCCGCACACAGACUCGUGGACGAGCCUCUGCUGAUCAGACACUGUGUAAAGCACCAUUCUGGGACGUGAGGACCCACGUGGAGCCGCUCCGUUCUGCACGUUAGCGACACGGACGUGUGUAGUGUUCAAACAGGGUGUAUGAUCGCCUGCUUGUGUCUCAGAUCAGCUCACAAGCUGCUUGACUUCCCUGGAAGAUGUCAGCGUUAACGUUGUGUGCGUCUGGGAUUUGCAGGCAGGUUUUGUGUCAGGGCGCGGGAGUUGAUGCUGUUGCUGGUCGGACGAGCGGCUUUGAAGCCUGGAUGCUGACGUUUGUCACCCGUCGUCUCACUUCAUUUGAUCUUUCACGUUGUCUAAUUUAUUAGGAACCGCCCACAACCCUUUCUAAAUCACUUUAUCGAACUGUUUGCUGCAAGUCUCUCAAGUUAUCAGUUAAAUCAAUAGACUGACUUGACUGAGCUAAACUGGGAACGUUAGGAUGCAAACUGGAAGGAGCUGCAGUGGUAAGAAGAUCCAGGUGAAGAGGAGCGGCCGGGGGUCUCACUGCAUUAUUGAUGCCUGGUAUUCUGUUGCAGCCCCCCCACCAAGCGAGCGCUGAACAGGCCAUCAGCAGGUCCCACUUACAUUUACUUCACUACUUUACUCUGACAGACGCCGUUUUCGUUAGAGCACAUCCCUGAUUAUAGCCGAUGAUGAUGAAGGUCUGUUAUGGUUAUGGUUGUUUUUAUUGUCGGUGAAUCUACCAGUAUUUAAGUUGUUAGUCAUUUAGAUGUGUGUUACAUACUGCUUGUUAUAUCAGACAGGGACAAAAAGAUUCUCACUUUACAGGCUCAAACAAAUGAGUUUUGAGAACAUUCAACGGUCAAAAACCAGAGGAUCAGAGUUUUUGAAUCUUUCUUAUUUACUGAGCAGCUAAACCCGUCAUGCUCCUGGUUCACUGACUUUAUUGUUGUGCUAACCUACUUUUUUCUGUCUCACGCACACACACACAGGGUUUUAUGUGUUUAUAGUCAUCAGCAGCUGAAUGGGUGAAUAAUUUACCUAAUUUGUUAAACGAAAAAAAAAACAACAGAUUGUGACUUGAAAUACUUUGAUGCUUCAUCCAAAUGUGAGUUUACUGGUUUUGAGGUUUAAAAUCAUGCAAUUCUACCUUUAUAUUGCUGAAGGAUUCUCCUGAGGUGGGAGUGAAUUACUGUGUAUGUACCUACCUACGUGUGUGCUAGAAGAUAUUGUCUAUUUAUUUGAGAGUUUUAAAUAAGACAUGUUUCUGUUAAAGCAGAUUUCAGGGUGCUAUUAUUCAGAUAUAGUCAUUAAAACGUUAAUGUUCAAGCAAAAAAGAGACAAACUAAUGUCCUUUAAACAUG
Messenger RNA from Betta splendens (Siamese fighting fish), 4267 nucleotides. Its product is annotated as kinesin-like protein KIF3C. The transcript is spliced from 8 exons. Lineage: Eukaryota; Metazoa; Chordata; Actinopteri; Anabantiformes; Osphronemidae. Gene Ontology annotation, molecular function: ATP binding; microtubule binding; microtubule motor activity. The record is from RefSeq and is a predicted model, not a curated record. Bases 652 to 2847 code for a protein of 731 amino acids. Gene Ontology annotation, biological process: microtubule-based movement.